Molecule: messenger RNA, 858 nt
Organism: Striga asiatica
Lineage: Eukaryota; Viridiplantae; Streptophyta; Magnoliopsida; Lamiales; Orobanchaceae
Source: the annotation of a GenBank genome assembly
AUGGGGCGAGGUAAGGUUGAAUUGAAGAGGAUAGAAAAUAAGAUAAGCAGGCAAGUGACUUUUUCUAAGAGGAGAUCAGGUCUGCUUAAAAAGGCUAAUGAGAUCUCAGUUAUGUGUGAUGCUGAGGUUGCUUUGAUUGUUUUCUCUAACAAAGGGAAGCUCUUUGACUACUCUUCUGAGUCCAGCAUGGAACAAAUUAUAGAAAAGUACGAAAGAUAUUCGUACGCAGAGAAAAAUCUUACAACGGACUCUCUGCAGCCCAAGGAUAAUUGGUGUGUUGACAACCGGAAGCUCUUGGCUCGCAUUGAAGCUUUAGAAAGAACUAUACGGAAUUAUGAGGGAGAAGAUUUGAUUCCUCUUAGCUUGAGAGAGCUUCAGAGUUUGCAACACCAGAUAGACACAGCCUUGAGGCGAAUCCGAACAAGGAAGAAUCAACUUAUGGUGGAGGCAAUUUCUCAGCUCCAGAAAAAGGAGAAAUCACUGCAGGAGCAGAACAAUUUGUUAGCUAAGAAGCUCAAAUUAAGGGAAAAAGAUGAAAUAGGAGAAAGUUCCCAUGCAGCAAAUAGUAUGUUGAACUUUGGGUUGAGCGGUGGGACCCAGGAGCAGCCCAAUGGUCCGGUGACUGACAUACCACCGUGGCUUCGAAAUUUUUAGUUAUGCAAAAUCAUGUCUAUGGCCAUUAGAAUAUUGAACGUUUGUAUGAUGCAUGCAUUAAAAUAUUGGCAACUCAAAGAUCAUAUCAUUGGUGAAAAUCACCAACAUAUAUAGUUAUCUCAAUGGAAUUAAACUUCUGUUUCUGCGAAGCCUAACCUAAUUCAUGACUAUAUAUGGUUUCAAAUAAAAGUCUGUUUUAGAAUC